This is a messenger RNA of Brassica oleracea var. oleracea, 300 nucleotides long. RefSeq lists its product as uncharacterized. Lineage: Eukaryota; Viridiplantae; Streptophyta; Magnoliopsida; Brassicales; Brassicaceae. The record is from RefSeq and is a predicted model, not a curated record. The transcript has a single exon. The annotation marks the transcript as partial.
AAUGCAGCUGCGCAGAGUGCACUGCUUAAAUACCAGAAUGUUAACCACAUGACUCAGAUUUUGGAUGCAAAAUGUGUAGUUAGAUGUUUAUUCAAGAAAGAAGAUGAAUUAAGCUCAAUGAUAGAAGCAUCUGUGUACCUCUUAGAUUAUCCAAUAGAUGGUAGAAGAAGACAAUCUCCAAUCAUUUAUGGAUCGUUGCUUGAUGUUCGUUUCGGUAGCAUGGAUCGCAUCGAUACCAACAUCCUCGUCGAGGUAGAAGAAAACAUAAAGAGUUUUGUUCCUAUUGAUCAUGAGGUGUGA